AUGGAUGCUCGACUAGCAACGCGAUCUCACCUGUCGCUUGCAACAGUCGCGCAAUCGCAUGUGCGACUAAGCGAAAGAGGUGUAAGAGCAUGGCGAGUGUCGGCAACUCCAGGGCUGCAACCAAGCAACGCGCAGUCGCUGGCAUGGCGCGAAUCGUGGCACGCACCUUUGCCGCCCCUCUCGCCCAUGCGGCAAACGCGGAGAGGGCGGUGGGCUGUUGGCGCGGCGAAGGGGGGAGAGGCGGAGGGGGCAGGCGCGGAGGGGGCAGAGUCGUCGACGGCGUUGACAGCCGUGGAGGCGCAGCCGCUCGAGAGGCGACCAGAUAACUGGGUGAGUCCGGCGCUGCUGCAGGAGAUGGGCGAGGAGGAGCGGACGCCGAUUCAGAAGUGGCUGAACCCGGGGCAGGACGAGCUACCGGACGACGUGCCGAUGAGCAUCUGGGACCACCUGGAGGAGCUGCGCGAGCGCGUGCUGGUGUCCGUGGGCGCCGUGGGCGCCGCCAUCCUGCUCUGCUUCUUCUUCAGCCGCGACCUCGUGGUGUUCCUCGAGGCCCCCGUGUACGCGCAGGGCGUGCGCUUCCUGCAGCUCUCGCCGGGGGAAUACUUCUUCACCACGCUCAAGGUGGCGGGGUACUGCGGGCUGCUGCUGGGCGGGCCGGUGAUUCUGUACGAGAUAAUAGCGUUUGUGGUCCCAGGCCUCACGGCCAGCGAGCGGCGCUUCCUGGCGCCGAUAGUGUUUGGGUCGUCGGUGCUCUUCUACGCGGGCAUCGCCUUCAGCUACGUUGUGCUCACGCCCGCCGCGCUCAACUUCUUCAUCUCGUACGCCGAGGGCGUGGUGGAGUCGCUGUGGUCCAUCGACCAGUACUUUGAGUUCGUGCUGCUCCUCAUGUUCUCCACCGGCCUCUCCUUCCAGGUGCCGGUGAUUCAGCUGCUGCUGGGGCAGCUGGGGCUGGUGACAGCGGAUCAGAUGCUGGGCAUCUGGCGCUACGUGGUGGUGGGGGGCGUCACAGCCGCCGCCGUGCUCACGCCCUCCACGGACCCGCUCACGCAGUGCCUGCUGGCAGGCCCCCUCAUCGGCCUCUACAUGGGCGGCGCCUACCUUGUCAAGCUGCUCGAGGGCUCCAAGUCCACCGCCUAG
Closterium sp. Yama58-4 is the source of this 1137-nucleotide messenger RNA. The record is from the annotation of a GenBank genome assembly. NCBI's taxonomy places the organism in Eukaryota, Viridiplantae, Streptophyta, Zygnematophyceae, Desmidiales, Closteriaceae.